Messenger RNA from Lytechinus pictus (painted urchin), 1916 nucleotides. RefSeq lists its product as uncharacterized. Lineage: Eukaryota; Metazoa; Echinodermata; Echinoidea; Temnopleuroida; Toxopneustidae. The record is from RefSeq and is a predicted model, not a curated record. The transcript has 6 exons. The coding region runs from base 13 to 1029 and encodes 338 amino acids.
GCGAAAGGGUUGAUGUUGGUUGAAGAUGUAUACGACCUGGAUGAUAAAUUAAUUCCGAAAGGAGGAUCAAUUGUUGUUGCAGAAGGGGGAAACAAGACGUUAGUCUGUAAGACCAAUACGUCAGUGAAACUUCCUGUGGACCUGGAAUGGGAGAUUCCAAAGGGCAUGAUCAUGUUAUGGUACAUCGUUCGACCUCCAAAGCUUCUUAAUGACUCAAAUGAUAAUAGACUUGCUUUGCCAACACUAACUAUAGACUUCUCACCAACUUAUAUGGAUGACGAUGAUGGUGAAAUAGAGCUCGUUUGUAUCGUCAAAAAUUCCAGCCAAAUCAAUGCAUCCGUGAUAAUAAAAAAGGAGGGUGCGCAUGAACCCAAAACUGUCGGAAACAGUCCUAUGACGAGCCUGUACUAUAGUCAUUCAAACACAGAAUCCACAGCUGUCGGAAACAGUCCUGUAACGAGACUUCUGUAUAGUCAUUCAAGCACUGCUAAAUGUGGACAGUCGGAAGAUUGGAAGCCAGUGCACACUGUUAUUGUUGUUGGAUGUUUGAGCUUCGUAUUUCUCAUUACAAGCGUUUGCGGUAUCAUCGGUUAUAGAAAGAGAAUUGGGAAUGCAGACGGGGUUUCAAUGACCACCAUACACCUGAAGGACUCGAACCAAGAACCCGCUCAUGCUGAUUUUACCAUGUCCAAUCCUGGUGUUUGUGGAGAUCCCGCUGUUUCCCGAAGUGAUGUAGUUCCUAAGCAACCCAUCCAGGAUGCUCACGUAUACAUGGAGAUGAAGCCAAUAUCUCUCCCAACAAUUCCAUCCAAUCAUCAAACCAGUCCACCUGGUAACUUUUCUUCUCUGAAUCCAACACAACCAGCAUGUGAUUCAUCACUGCAAGCAUGGCAAGGGGGUUCAACUUUAGAUAUCAUUCUUAAUUCCUGUGACGGGGGAUACAUAUCCUGUUCAGGUCCUACAACAUUUCUUCCCCAGCAAGGAAUUGCGUUAGAAAGUCCUGAUUCGGUGAUCACCACAUAUUUAUAAUUAACUUCCAUAUGAUUGGUCAGGGUAUUAGUAAUAGUUACCAUUAUUUUAUAAAAAUGUCUUUUAGAGAAGCUGUGACCACAUCACAAAAAAGUGAAAUAGUAUUGCUAGGGAACACACAUUAAAAGACAUUUAAAUAUGUCUGAUCACGGAAGACAAAUUAAACAUAAAUUAGCAAUCUAUUUGUAAUCUAGAUUUUAUAACAUAAUCAACGUGGACUUGACAAAAUAAACAUUAUAUAUUUGUUUCUCCUUUUAAAUAUCAAGAUUAAUACCUGGUCAUGAAAUCCAUUUGUCUUAAGAAACUGUCUCAAGAUGAAAAAAAAAAAUCUUGAAUAGAAAUAGCUUGAAAGUCGUUUAUGCGUUAAUAAUGUAUAUAAAUUAUUGCAUUCUUCACAACUUUACACUGCAUUCGAGCAUUUCGAGGGACAAAUUACAGUUUUUGGGUGGAAUAGUUUUGAGAUACUUCGGAAAAGAAAUGCUUGGUUUGAUAAAGUUCCUAUGAAAGAAAAAUAUCAAUCCACUAAUCAAUACUAGACGUAACAUACUUUCAUCGGUAAACGGACCGGGCGUGACUAUGGGCCUUUUUCACACGAGAAUCUUGAAUCAUCAUUGUACUGAUGAUUGCAAGUCGUCUUUAGAAUCAUCGGACCUUUCACAAGCCCACUCUAAAAUUGUGAUUUGAAUUCAAAUUCCAGAACGAAGGUGGUAUGUUUCCUUGUAGUCCAGUCAAUAUAGGGUUUGACCCACCACUCAUGCAACACGAGAUAUUCCACUGCAAUUCUUUCAAGGAAGGUCCCCUAAACAACAUACCAAAAGUCCCAAGAAAUCCAAGCAGUAGAAAUUUAUGAAAUUUGCAUAUUAUGUAAAUUAGCGCUAAAAAGUUAG